Messenger RNA from Suillus discolor, 1296 nucleotides. RefSeq lists its product as uncharacterized. The coding region runs from base 1 to 1296 and encodes 431 amino acids. The transcript has 4 exons. The record is from RefSeq and is a predicted model, not a curated record. NCBI's taxonomy places the organism in Eukaryota, Fungi, Basidiomycota, Agaricomycetes, Boletales, Suillaceae.
AUGCCAUUCCCAACACCACAAACACCAUGCACAAAUGCCCAGCACACAUCAGCAACUGCUGACGUGGCUCAGACAAAUACGGACGAUGGACGAGAGCAGGAGAAAGGAAGAAGACAAGGAGGAGAACAAGAACAAGAGAGAGGUGGAUGGGACGAGGGCAUUGCCGCCGGCUCAGGCUUCUCGAAACCCAAGCACAGGCCUAAGCCUUCCUCAAGCCAUGACUUAGGGCUGGGCUGGGCCCAGCCUAUUUGGGCCUGGCUUGGGCCAGCCCAGGGCCUCAAGCUGGGCCAUGCACAUCACUACCCAUCACCCAUGGACACAAUGUCCAGAAGCGGCAGUUUGCCUAUCUGUGUGAGCUCUGGAACGAGUGGAUGGGGUGUGUGGCCUCGAGCUGACCAUUCCUACUCUGCUCAACAUCUGCUGUCACUCGAUGUGCGGCUCCUUGAACUUGCAAUCACCUCCGUCCCCACCCAGCUCAGCUUUGCACUGCCAGAACUCCUUCCUGAAUCUCCUCCACUGCCUGCUGUCACGAAUGACAGUGUGUAUGCACUGUCACACCUUGUGCGAUCAGGGGACUGGGAUGCCUUCAUCAUGCUGCUUCGAUUUUGUGCUAUUGUGCAAGCACAUGCAAGUUCCAUCAUCCACCUUGGAAUCUCUUGCAGCUCCAAUACACCAUACCUGUCACUGUCUCUCUCGAGCCUGCCACCCCAUCAAGCAGCCUUAUGCAUGUUGACAGAGGUUUCUCCUGCUGCAUUGCCCAUGUCACCUGUCACCACCAGCACUCCAUCAGCUGUAGCUGCACCUGCUCAGUCUGAUGAAGCAGUGCUGUUGGCAGCCUGCAAAGCUGACAUUGCAGUGCUCAAUUGUGCAACUUCACUGCAUGAUGUCAUUGCACAGAUUGAAGCUGGAGAUGUUGCUUGCAUUCGGCAGCUCUAUGGGCCAUGCACAGGAUGUGCAGCCAUCUCACUCUGGCAGUCCAUCAAGUAUACUGUCUGUCAUCGAGAGUGGCUGUACUUGCAGCUUCAGGAUGAGUUCUGUGGUGACAAGAACCACUUUUUUGAGUUUUUUACAAUCCAAACAACACCAGAGGUAAAUGGCAAGUCCCUGAAGCGGAAGGCUAAGCACAAUGCAUCUGUUGAGCACCUGCAGCCCUUGUGGAAAUUUGAUGAAGCUAUCAGUCAGAGGGAUAAGAACCUUGCCGAGCUCAUGGUGAGUAAUGAGUACAGUGAUGAGGGUAGGUUCUGUAGUGAAAAGUGGGAAGCAAAGUGGUUGGGCAUGAAUUGGUGGGAGAUAUGA